AUGGGUGCUGCGGGCCAGUUUGAUGGCCCCCAGCAGCCCAAGCAGCAGCCCGGGCCGCCGGUGCACCUGCACUCCGUCCCGGCGCACGGCGCCGCAUCACAAUCGCCGCAUCCGCAACAACAGCCGCUCCAGCAACAGACACCACAACAGACGUCGCAACAGCAGCAAGUCGCAUCCCAGCAGCCCCUAUCGAACCCUCAUUCCCAGCAGCGUAGCGUCAAGCGACCCCGACCCGUCAAGUCCUGCACCGAGUGUCGUAAACGAAAGCUCCGAUGCGACCGACUCUGCCCUUGCUCGCAGUGCCAAAAAUCGAAUCGCGCCUGCAAAUACGCAGCAGAUGCGGAUGGACAGCCCGAGUCUGACGCCUCCGACGUCGAAGUGUCCGAGCCUGGCCGCCCUCCGAAGCGCAAUUGCCCACCAGGCACUACACCCUCUGCCACCUCCAAUGUAGGCGACUUGAGCAGCCUUGCUGCUGUUGCGGCAGCUGCUAAGAACGGCGAUGCUUCUGGCCUGCCAUUGCUAGAAGAGCUCUCUCUGCGAAUGGAGCGGCUAGAAAAGCAGGUCCUUGUUCGGAGCCCGGCUGUGACGGAUCUGAGCGCGGGCCGGGUCGUCGCGGCUACCGCGGAUACGAUUCGCGGCCUCAGCGUUAAGAAUGGCGCCAAAAGGACUCGUUUCUUUGGGCAAGGGAGCUCUAGGAUAAUUUUCAACUUGUUCGACGACGCCAAGGCCUUUAUUCACCAACAUCGAACCAUCGCCGGCGGCCGCGAGGUCUUGUCUGACUUUCGAGCUGCUCAUCACUUCCUGCACGACCAUUAUGCCAAGGCUCUGACCCCGAUCUCAGUCUAUGUUGAUUCCAUGAUGCCUAUUCAAAAGCGCAUGACUGACAUCCUGCCUCCAAAGAGUACUUGCGAUCGCCUGGUCGCAUCUUAUGUGGAUUCUUCGGAGACUAUUUAUCGUAUUCUUCACAUACCUUCAUUUAUGGACCAAUACAACUUGUAUUGGAGUGGCAGACAGCAGUCCGAAUUCUUUCUGCCGCAGCUUCUGGCUGUACUGUCGACAGCGUCUCGGUUCGAAACGAAAUCUAAGGGAAUUCUUCACGAGCGCGUCGAAGGGGUGCACAAUCCUACUAGCUGCGCAUUAAUUCGAAGCUGGUUGGAUAGCCUAAAAGGCAAGCAGCGUGUGGAAUUUGAAUCCUUGCAGGUGGAAGUACUGCUUUUGCACGCCCAGCGAAUGGUGACGCAACGCACCAAUGAAUUAUGGGCGCAACUUGGCUACGUUGUGCGGAAUGCCAUGUCUAUGGGACUGCACCGUGAUUCUUCCGAAUUCGGCCCUCGCAUGACCAUCUUCCAGGGUGAACUCCGCAGGCGACUCUGGUAUACCAUUAUGGAUAUGGAUGUUCAUCUAUCGAUUGCUUUGAACAUGCCCACAACAAUGCGAGAAGGCGACUUUACCUGUCGACCACCGCGGAAUCUGGACGACGUGGAACUGUUCGAGGGCAUGCGAGAAUUACCACCAACCAAGCCAAUCGACCAAGUUACGGACAACCAGUUGCAGGUGUAUGGCGCGAUGACGCUACCAGCGCGGAUGAAAGUGGCCUAUUUGGUGAAUAAUAUUGACUCCAUACGAGACUACCAGGAAGUACUAGACGUGGGCAUCAAGCUAGACGGCUUUCUUGAAGAUAUCAACCACCUAUUUCCCCGCCAAGGAAUACUCAACGACACACAAAAAAACAAGAUGUGGAGGUCGCGUGUUAUUCUCGACAUGCAUGUCCGUCGCCCCCUUCUUGCGCUGUAUCGCAGUUUGGCCAUGGGUACACCCGACGCGCCUUCCCAAAUCACACGGGCGCAUCUCCGAUCAUCGAUGGUGAUUCUAAAAUACCUCGACGAAAUCGACCCGCGGCAUUCAUUCUUUGACAUCAUUGCGGCCAUGUACCACCAGAUGCUGAAGCACGACAUCGUACAAGCGGCGCUGAGUGUCUGCUACUAUAUCCAGCUAUCGCACCGAAGUGUUGACAACAUGAUGGGUGGCCAUCCGGGCCAGUCGCCAGAGUAUGGCGGCGACAAUUAUCCGCAGUAUAAGCCCGAGAAGCUGUCUAUUUGGUCACCGGAACGACUGAUAAGCACGGUGGAAAAGUCAAUCGAGAUUUUGAUCCGGCAUGCAAGCGGCAACGACACCAAGGAUCUUCUGACGCUGGCGCUCGUUCUGGAGUCGGUGCGGAAGCCGGACCCGCGAGCCGAGGAGAUCGUGCAUGGCCUGUACGGCGUGCUGGACCUGCUGCUUCGCUCGGCGAACACCACACUUGACAAGGUGCGCUCUGUGUCGCCUCGCGAAGCUUUCAGCCCUGACGGGUAUAUGCAUGGGCACCCGCAGAUGAGUAACCCUGCGGCAGCGGCGCAAUAUUUUGGCGGCUGGCUCAUCUGGGAUGGAUGGGACUAG
Cordyceps fumosorosea ARSEF 2679 is the source of this 2436-nucleotide messenger RNA. RefSeq names its product Zn2Cys6 transcription factor. NCBI's taxonomy places the organism in Eukaryota, Fungi, Ascomycota, Sordariomycetes, Hypocreales, Cordycipitaceae. Gene Ontology annotation, biological process: DNA-templated transcription; regulation of transcription by RNA polymerase II. The coding region runs from base 1 to 2436 and encodes 811 amino acids. The transcript has a single exon. Gene Ontology annotation, cellular component: nucleus. Gene Ontology annotation, molecular function: zinc ion binding; DNA-binding transcription activator activity, RNA polymerase II-specific; RNA polymerase II cis-regulatory region sequence-specific DNA binding. The record is from RefSeq and is a predicted model, not a curated record.